UUUUCUGUUCUAUAUUCUAAGGUCCCUCCAGCUCUCAUAUUAUGAUUAUACUUCCUCUGAAUUAUGAGCCUGUCCAGUGGAAAUGUUAGAGCAACCAAGUCCAACCUCUCCUCUUUAUUUUCAUCAUCAAGAUUUGUUACAGAUACCACCACCACCAUGGGGAUUUCAACGUCUCUUGCCCUCCUUGUGCUAACAGCUAAUAACUUGGCCAUCAUUGCCUCUGCUGAAGAAAUGGCAUUUGAAACUCUGAAACUGUGGAUCUAAUACAAUUCCAUUUUUACAAACUUUACCAAAACUAAGGAAUGGACAAGAAACCUAAUGAAAAAAAUGAAAAUAAAGAGCAAAAGGUUGAUUGCUCUAGGUAUCCUACCACCAGCAAGGGUAUAAUAUGUACUGAUGUCCUCAAACCAAUAUGUGGUGCAGAUAAGAAAACUUAUAGGAAUGAAUGUUCACUCUGUGCCACUAAUGCAGAAAAGGGGCUGGAUAUCAAGAAACUGCAUGAUGGGCAAUGUACAUCUAGAUUGAUUGCCCCCCAAAAGAACAAAUUGCCUGUACUAUGGAACAUAAGCCCCACUGUGGCUCAGAUGACCAUACUUAUGCCAACAAAUGCUCCUUCUGCAAUGCUGUUGUUGCUUCUUGCCCCAGUGUUGGCAUGUAGUUUUAGAAAACCUACCUCCUUGCUCCUAAGACCUCCAACUUUCCUAGAAAAGCCAUAAUUCUCUGACCUUAAAGCAUAUUGGCAAAUGCUGAAUCCCCACACAGGACAGUAGCAACAGAGUUCUUUCUGCAAUCACUUUCCCAGCAUAGAACUGGUACAUUGACCAUGGGGCACCCUCUAGCAUUUGGCUGAACUACAAUCAAUGUUAACUUUAGAUGUGCUUGUUGAUUUUCUUCCUCAAUAAAUAAUCCUCUGCAGAAA
Molecule: messenger RNA, 919 nt
Organism: Monodelphis domestica (gray short-tailed opossum)
Lineage: Eukaryota; Metazoa; Chordata; Mammalia; Didelphimorphia; Didelphidae
Product: ovomucoid-like
Molecular function (GO): protein binding
Source: RefSeq, a predicted model, not a curated record